Messenger RNA from Lymnaea stagnalis (great pond snail), 12608 nucleotides. The record is from the annotation of a GenBank genome assembly. Lineage: Eukaryota; Metazoa; Mollusca; Gastropoda; Lymnaeidae.
GGCAGUAAUGCAUGCCCCUUGCCUUAACAUCCGUUGAGGGAGGCAUUGGGGGCUAAUCAGUAGAAGAAACCAAAUAGUCUGUGUCAUUAUCUAUAUCUUUUAAUUAGUUAUUUAGUCCUACUUUCAUGUCAUAUUUAUAUGUUUUCAACAAAAUUCAAAUUUAAUGGUUUAAAAACUUUAGUUAGAAAGUUUAACAAUGAUCUUAAACUUUUGAAGAUGGCAGAUUUGGUCGAAGUCGUAAGACACGAUCCCAAAUCGACUGUCAGCUACAAUUUUGAUUCUGAUGCUGCGAAAAUAAAAAAGGAAACAGAUAAUGCUGACUCUGAAUCCACUAAGAUACUAAACAAGUUUCAGAUUUCGAACUCAAAGCUGACUUUUGUGGCACAUACCAACCCAGUAACUGGUAAAAUGGAUUGGAUUGUGCAAGAUGAAAACUAUGAUUAUAUUCAAGAAAUUGCCAGGUAAACACACAUCUUUAACUUUAAUAUUUAUUUUUAUAUUUAUUGUGUUGUAGGAUUAUUUACCAUGGCAGCAAUCUUGGUUGACAAGACCCGUGAAAAGGUUAUAUCCCUAAACCUAACGUAAACCCUAAAUCUAUCUCUAAACGGCUAACCUGAACCCUAAAGAAUAAACACCAAAUGACAUGUCCUUAUGGUGUUAGAUACAAUUAGCCGGAAUUUCUUAAGUAACAACAGGUAAUGUUGUAUUUUAGCGUUGGUAAUUUUUUUUUUUAAUUUUCGUUGGUAUUUAAAAAAACUUUAGACUAGAUGGACAUUGGGUGUUCAGAAAUAUCGGGCGUGAAAUUGUAAAAUGCUUUCUGGUUGUAGUCCAGAACAGAAAUGCAGCAACUUUGCAGGCUUGCAAACAGCAGCAUAUUUUGCCAGGUUCUCAUCAUAUCUGACGGUUGGGCAGCUUAUGCGCAAGUCGACAGGAUAGGAGGUGGAAUAUAUCAACAUUCAGUUAUUUUCCAUCAACACAACUUCGUUGACCCAAACGAUGUAGAAUUCCACACAUAGAACAUUGAGAAUAUGUGGAUGCAGGCUAAGCGCAAACUGAAGAGACAAUUUGGGACUAGUCGUGCUCUUUUUCCGUCUAUUUGCAGGAGUUUUCUUAUCGUUGUUACUUCGGCGAUGUAGACUUAUUUUCACAGUUCAUCAUUACUUUGGCUGACAAUUAUGGAUAAAUGAACAUACGUUUUCACUAUUGUAUCACUGAUUAAACAUUUAACUGGUUUUAUAUGGCUUUAAUUAUUUUUUAUAACAAUUUUAAAGUUUUUUUAAUUACCGACGCUAAAAUACAACAUUACCUAAGUAACAUAAGGCAUGGCAUAGGACAUAUGUCAUAGACAUCAGAAGAAACAGAUUGAUUUUGGGAUAUCAGUGUGCGGGCGUUUAAGUAAGUACUGAACAGACUUGUGAUCAGAAUGUCAUAAGCAGUAACGCAGAUAUGUAUCAUAUGUCACAUGUGAGAUGUGCUUAGUAAGUAACUGUUUAAUUUACAUUAUAUAUAUGUUCUUAGCCCAAUUUUUAAAAAAUAAAAAUGCAAAGUUAUCAAUGGGUUUGUCGACUUAUCUAAUGAGCAAGUCAUGGGGAGAUUUUUAUCAUAUUAUAUUCUCUUAGUACAUGGGAUAGUGAUCUGUUAUUGUUUAUCACAUAGGAAUAAUUAAACUCUUAUUGUAUAUCACCGAGGUCCUAGUCCACUGUACUUUAAAUUUAUGAAAUUGUUGCUUAGUUUCUGUAUAGUUAUAGAUUGUAAUUUUAAAAAUGUAUUUUUAAAACUUUACAGGUCUGGCUAUGGGGAUAUGCUACAUGACAAAGAUAGGGUAAUAUCAAAUUAAUACAUGAAUCGCACUCAGUAUUGAUCUCAAAGUAAAAUAAUGGUUCAAACUAAUUUUUUUUUUAAAUAUGUAUCAGGAUAAUUUUGUUGUAAUGAAGCCCUGUUAUUUACUUAAAAUUACAUAAAAACUUGAAGAAAUUAAAUAUACAUAAUUAUUUAAAUAUGAAGCUAUUUUAAUUUCUUCAAGUUUUUAUGUAAAGAAAAUUCAUGAAAAAGCUGUUAAAAAUAGUUUUCAAAAUCCUGCAACAUUUAAAAUAAAUUGAUUUUAGUGGAAAUUUUUUUUUUAGAAUGAAAAAUACUACAAGGCCAUUGGUCAAGCUGUCAAACUACUCAAAGAGCAGAACAAAAAGGUCAAGGCUUUAGAUAUUGGAACAGGAACUGGACUGCUAUCAAUGAUGGCUUCUAAAAUGGGUGCAGAUUCAAUAUCAGCUUGUGAAGUAAUAAUUAAUUUAUCAACUUAUCUUUUAAAUAGAGGUUUCCUUUACUACCUUUUAAAACUUAAUCAUUAUGUUGCACUCUUCCAUCACAGAAACAAAGAACUCACCAAAUUAAGCACAUUUGAUAGAAAAAUGCCGGAGAUAUAUAUAUUUUCAGUUGGAGCCAAAUACCAGUCAAUAAAACACAUGUCAAUUGUGAUAUCUGAAACAUUAAUGUUACAUCACCUAAAGAAAGAAAAUCUUUAAAGAAUUUCAGUGAAACACUUUGCAUAUGAAGCACUACUGCAUUGUGGUUCAUUUUUGUUGUUAAUGUUAAAACAAAAGCUUGCACAUUUAAAAUAAAAAAAGCACUAAAACCCUCACUAGAAAUCACAGUAAUGACAUAUAGGAAGUGAAUAGACUUAACUUAAAAAUAAGUUUAAGUGAUGGAGGAGCCUUGCACAAAUGAUCAAUUUCUAUAAUUUUAUAUAAUGAAAAGAAAUUGAAUGAAUUUAUAUUGUUAUUUCAUUUACUAAAUCUUUGAUGAAAAAGAUUAGCUUAAUUACCUCAAAAUUUCUUUUUUUUUUUUUAGGCAUUUCCACCAAUGGCUAAAUGUGCAAUGAAAGUGUUGGAGGCUAAUGGUUUUAAGGAUAAAAUUAAUCUAAUUGCCAAAAGAUCAACUGAGGUUUCAUUAGGUAAUGUAGGCUUGAGUAAAUUUUUGUCUUAUAAAAAUAUUUCUCUUUACCUUUAGAUGUUAAAGAGCAAUGUUUUAUCCUGAAGAAAAUAUUAAAAUACAUUUUAUUUAUUUCUGUCCAUGAUGGUCAAUUCAAUUGAUUUUUUUUCAUAUUUGCUAUGAAUUAGAAGAGGGUUUUAAUAAUAAAUCGAGUUAGUCAUUUUUCAUUGAAUGUUAUUUUGAAUUCUGUUAUUUAAUUUUGGACUUCUGUGUCACUAUUUAAUUUUGUCUCUAAAAGAUGAUAUAGGUGAAAGGGCAAACUUGCUCAUUACAGAAUUAUUUGACACAGAACUUAUAGGAGAAGGGGCAAUAGGAUCAUACACUGAUGCUCAUUUGAGGCUUAUGGAGGUGAGUCUUAAGUUAUUCUUGUCAUACCUAAAUGGGGCAAAAUUACUGUGGCAGGAAAGCUAAUUAAAAAAAAAAAGCGUUUUUGUUUUGUUUUAAAGAAAUUUAAAUCUAAAGGCAAUUUGGGGCUAUACACAUUUUUUGGGAUCCCUUUUGAUGACCACCUAGUCAUUUACAAGGUAUUGCACCAGGUUAUCACUCAGUUGUUUGAUGCCUGAGGGCUCUCACCUGCCUCAUACCUGGCACAUCUCUCACACUAGACCAAUACUGGCACAUUGGAUUUAAUCACCUUUAUUAAUUGGAUGCUAAGGGGUUCAUAUCCUUUUAUCCAUAUUACCAGGCAGAUGUGCAUACAAAGGUAGAAUAAAUAUUGCACACACAAAGAUAUUUGCAUACGUUGUGUUUUUUUGGUUUGCCCGCAUCACUAAAAUACACUCUACUAAAAAUGUUUGUUUUCCAGGAAGACUGUGUGGCAGUUCCAACAACAGGUAUCAUGUAUAUACAGGCUAUUCAGAGUGCUGUCCUGAGGAGAUGUAAUAGUAUACAAUCAAUUCAGCUGCCAAACGGAGUGAUUAUAAGUGCUCCUUCUAGCUUUACUAACUGUGCAGGAGCACCUUUAUUACAUGAUCUUCAAGUGGAUGAGCUCCAAGGUCUUGUAGAGCCUAUCACUAAACCUGUGGAGGUUUUCAGGUAGUACAUUUCACAUCAAAUAAAUAUUUAGAGCACUGUGCACAAGUAAUUUUUACCAAAUUGAAAUUUUAUUUUUUUUUGUCCUCCCAUCUGCUAUAAUCAGUUUUGCCAUCACUUUUUUGCGAACACACAUGACACUUUAAGACUGAGUCUUUCUCAUGCUGUGUUCACCUGGUGAACGGCUGGAAAAGAAUACUUGGCCGACGGAGUGGGAUUGACAUUAUCGCUCAAAUUAUUGUGGUUGACCGCGUCUGCUUCGUUGAGUGAAUGGGUGGGUGAGCUUAGAUCUGCAUUUUGGUUUUGGGCUCAGGUAAAGAGUUAAUUCACUAAAGCUAGGAUUUUGUAAGCAUUUAAUGUUUUGUGUUUUUUUAAUACUUCUAUUACUAAAAGUUAGAAAAUAUAUAUUUUAAAAAAAAGAACAAAAGACUCUAUCAAGACAAGUUAAAACUCUCUAGAAAGUAGACACAUUUUUAAAAUACAUGAUGCAAAUGAAGUCUGUGCAGAAAAUAUUUUCAAAAAUUAAUAAAAGUAAAAUAUAUUUAAGUUUUGUCUACAUUCAAUUCAAAUUCUUUGGCUUCAUAUAGGGCUCAUCUACACUUUUUUACAGUCUUUCUUUUUGUUAUGCAUCUUAGAAAUUUAAAUCAUUUGAUAGAAAUAGAAAGUCUUUGUUUUAAAUGUUUAAUUUUUUUUAUUUUACUCCUUUUUUCACAGAUUACUUCUUUCACAAUUAUUAUGUAUUGCAAAUGAAUUUAAUAUUCUCCAGAUUGUUACAAUAUUGAUCUUGUAGUUACAUUCAAAAGAUAGUUUUCAGUGAUAAUGUCAUUGAUUUGAUGCAUUAUUUAUUUGGCUGAAGAUGUUUUAAUUACCUUUAGAUGAAGGCACUUAAUAUUAUAGAAUCCACUUUACAUAUGUGGAUUAUGAAAGUAUUUUUUUUCUAAGUUUUUAUUCAUUCUUUAAUCCAUUCUUAUGCCUAAAUGUUUUGUUGUUAAAAAAGCUUGAUUUCACUCUCUUCCCAAAAUCAAAAAAAGUUCACCAAUGGCAGUUGUAAAAGUAAUGAAAAUAUUAAAUGUUCAAAGAUUAAAUUGUAUGUGUUUAUACAUUUAAAUGUUUUAUUUUUGCAUUAAAAUGAUCUCUUUGUUAUUCAGAUUUGACUUCAGCCACAGAAAUGCUCUUAAAAAAAAUGAGCAAGUGAAGUUAUCUAUUGAAGCUGUCAAAGAUGGUCAAGUGGAUGGGUUUGUUAUGUGGUGGGAUUUAAUAAUGGAUCCACAAGGUGAAAUUACACUCAGCUGUGCUCCAUGCUGGAAUAAGCUCAAAGAUUCUCCAGUACCAGUAUGUUUUUUUGUUGGGUUUUUUUUUUAAUGAUUAAAAAUUGUUUGUAAAAUAGAUAUACCUAGAGCAAGGUUUAGAAUAAAUGUAUUAUUUCAUUCCCCAUGACAAAAUUCUUGGACUAGCUGAACAUUAUCAUCUGUUCUUUAUGUUUGAACACCACCAACUGUUCUGAUGUUAUUAGCUCUUUGUAUUUAUUAAAAACAUAGCUGACAAAUAUUUACAGCUCAUUAUUCUGAAAAUAUUUUUUGUGUUAAUGUUAAUCAAAAUUUGUUAUCCGACUUGAAGUGCAAACAAAUAAUUAAAAGAAAGAUUAAUCACUCCAAGGCAUAUUUCUUAAGUUUUUUAUUUCUUAUUUUCAGUGGAGAGACCACUGGAUGCAAGCUGUAUACUAUCCUACAAGGCAGCAAGUUGUCAGAAAAGGGGAAGACUUUGAAAUAAAUUGCAACCACGAUGAGUAUAGUUUGUGGUUUGACACAGUGCCAACACAAAGGUUAGUUAGUUUGACGGACGAAUAUAGUUUGUGGUUUGACACGGUGCCAACACAAAGGUAAGUUAGUUUCACGGACGAAUAUAGUUUGUGGUUUGACAUUGUGUCAACUGAAAUGUACUUUAGUCUCCUGGAACACUGAGAUUUAAUUAACAAAAUUGGUUUUUGAAUAAAAGCCACACUUUGAUUUUGAUUAAUUUGUUUAAUCCCAAUCGUUCAACUUGUUCAGACUGUAGAGCUAAACUUUUUAUUAUGUUAAUUAAAUCACAAGGAUCUGGAAACACCACCAUUGUCACAUUAUUUUUUGGGGGCGCUAAAACUAUUUUUUCUGCAUUGGAUUUGUAAAGUUUAUAAGGUUCAUUUAGAUGUUGUCAGACGUCAGUUUUUAAUUAACUAGAGAUGUGGUCUCUCAAAGUGUUAGAAAAAAAAAGCUAUAUUUAAACUGAAAUAAAGUUGACUCUCCAGCCAAGUGUCUACAUGAAUUAUAGUUAAUUCUGAUUUCUGGCCUUGGAAUAUGCAUGUAAAACUGAAACCAAUUUAAAAAAAAAAAAUUAAAAAAAAUACCAAAGACUUCCAGGUUCUUUUUAUCUGAUGUAAAGAAAAUAAAUGUGUUCAAUGUAAUCAAAGCACAUUUCCAUUUCUUAAGACCAAUAAAAGAAUGUUGUCUCACCUUAAGCAGAAUUGUGUUUUUAUUCUUUUUAUUUAGUAUAAAAAAAAAUUUUUUUAAAUUUUUUGCAGUGAGCUUCCACCGUGCACAUGUGGUCUCCACAUUGCCUUUAGCAGAAACAGAAUAGGACAAAUAAAUGAGCAUGAGAGGAACAGUCUUUUUGUUCAAGUCCUUCAAAAGGUGAAUUUUGCUCAUAUCUUUAUACUUUUUGUAUUUUUUUUCCAGUGUUGAUUCUAUAUUAAGAUGUCAAUAGUGAUAGGUCUAAUACUCAUUAAGAUUCUAUUUCUUGUACCUUAGCUCAUUUCAGAUAAAGCAAAAUUUCUUGUAAUUUAAGAAAGUAAUUCUUGUACCCUAGCAUAUUUCAAAAGACAGAAUAUGUCUUGUAAUUUCACCUAUCUUUCUUGUACCCCAGCACAUUUCAAAUGAAACAGUGUGUCUUGUCAUCUCAGAUGGCACUUUACUUCCCUUGAUUGCUGCAGCUUUAGGAGCUAAAAAGGUUUGUUACAUAAUUUUAUUCAUGCAUUUCCUCAUGGAAGCUGUUUUAUUACCCGAGCAGUGAACAGUUUUAGUCAGUAAAUUUAGUUUGAAAAAUUCCAUAAACACUUAAUUGCAAUUUUUAACGUGAUCAAAAAGUAUUUAUUGCUGUAAAUCAGCAGUUUUCAUCCGCAUCACCCUGGGGUGCCUCAACAUUAUUCUAAGGUGGCAGGAAACUUUUAAUGAAAGCAAGACAAAACCCUGAUAAAUUUGUUAAAAUUCAUAGACUAGUAAAUUCCCAAACUUCUCUACUAAAUUACUUCAAUUGGACGUAAUCGUGAAUAAAAGUUAUUAAUCCAGAAAUACAUAUCCCACUCCAACAUGUGCUAUUUGGGGAUUUACCUUGUCACAUAGAAUAAUGUUACUAGGCAGUUUACUAAGACUUUUUAUUAGAACCAUGAUCAUCUCUUGCAAGGGUUCAUUGUCGUUGAUACUGAACACAUUUAAAAAUUUCUUCCACUAAAGUAGUUUAUUUUGUUUAUGGUAUCAAAGUCCCAAAAAAAUGUUGAAAACUACUGCUUUAAAUGAAUGCAGUAAAAUAUUAGUGGCCUUUUAUUAUAAACUUAAAAUUUUAAUUUGUAUUGUUUUACUGUUUUAGGUUUUCUACCUUGAUUGUAACGUAUCAUGUCGAAGCAUUGUCCAAAAGUUGGUUAAACACAAUUGUUUACAAGACAAAGUGCAUGUUAUUGAGAAAAAUCUGGAUGGUAUUACAGCUGAAGACUUAAAUAACUUGAAGGUCAUAAAAAUUAAUUUUUACUGUUAUUUGUAUUUUAUCAUAGUCUGAUAGAAGAUAUUUGACUAAAAUAUUUGCCAUAGUUUUAUUUACCUUUCAUUACAAUUUUAUUUGUUUUUCUACACAGCAUAUUUUAAUUUUCUGAAUACAUUAAAGAAAAAAUAUUUUUUAUUAUUUUCAUACUUAUUAUAUAUAUAUUACUAUUAAAAAUUAAACUUUAUUAACUAUCACUUAGAUUGAUGUCGUUAUUGCGGAGCCAUUCUUUCAAGCAGCCCUGCUUCCAUGGGAAAAUUUGUACUUUUGGUACGCUUUACAUUCCCUGCAAUCUCACCUUAGCCAGUCGGUGGUUAUUUUACCUCAAAGUAUGACGGUCAAGGCUAUAGCUGUUGAGUUUCAAGAUUUACAGAAAAUCAGAGCUCCAGUUGGCAAUUGUGAAGGCUUUGAUAUCUCAGAGUUUGAUAGGCUUAUAGAGGUAUUUUCUCACCUAAUAUUUCAUGUCACUUGGGCAAGUUAGAUUAUUAAAAUUGAUGGAUAAAAUUAUUUUCUAAAUUAUUCCCUCCUUGCAGUGCAAAUUUUUAAUAUUGGGGUCCUCUGAAUUAUCUUGAUCAUGGUUUUUGCUCUUCUAAAGACACAAUUUAAUAUUUCUGUCUGAAGGCUUGUAUAUAGACAUACCCUGUACCAAAUUAAGUAUGAAAAUGUAUUCCCCUUUUUAGCAUUAGAAAAUUUAAUUUUAAAUAUCUUUUCAAGCUAGUCAAUUCUACUUAGUUAUUCUACCAACAGAUCUCAUCCAGAUCGGCAGAUGAUGAUAUAGAGCCCCAACCUCUUUGGGAGUAUCCAGCAGUGGCACUUUCUCCUCCAACAACAGUUGCCAUGCUUGACUUCACUUCCUCUCCCGAAGCCUUAGACAAGUUGGCAUAUACCAAAGAAUUGAUUUGCUGCAGGUGGGGUUAAUUUUAUUGUAAAAAAGAUAAUUUAAUUUUCAAUGUAUUCCGUCAGUGCUUUUUUCCUUGGUUUGAUUAUUACUGCAAUUUUUUUUUGUCCUAAAUCCAAAUGCAUUAAAAGAUUAUUUUUUUGUAUUUGAGGAUGAAAUAGUUUGAAAAAUGGCGGUCCUAAAUCAGAUAAUUUUAGAUUUUUAUAAAGGGCGUAGGUGACUGAUAACAUCUUAAUUAUAUAAAAAAAAUGAUCGAGUCCUCUAAUGUAUCCGAAAUGGUGACAUUUCAUUGGUCCACUAUUUCCCAAUUUUUUCAUUGGUGUAAAUAGUUGCAACCAUGAUUUUAAUUUUUUUCACAUGUGCGUAAACCAGUUUAUUUCCUUGGGAUUUCCAUCCUAGUGUCUCAUUUCUUAGGAUGACUCGCUAUCGAUGGCAUCAAUAUUCAACAAAUUUUGCUAGAAAUAAUUAUACACUCUUCUAAGAUGCCUUAAAAGGGUUACAGAUAUUGUAAAAGCAAGAAAAAAAUUUAAAAUCUAGAGGAACUCAUUCAAGGAAAAUAACAGAAGCUUUGAAUUCAAGGUAAGUUUACCAGUAGUAUUACUAGAAAUUAGGAUCAGGGUGCUGAUAGUAAUAGAGGUAGAAGUCUCUUUGUAAAACUUUGUAUGCUCAAUGUUAUUGGUGUGAUGAUGCCAUGCCUGAGUGUCCAUUGUUUAGUUUACGUGAGGGAUUAAAUAAUUUGAACUUGUUGAACCCUCUUUAGUUUUGUUUACAUGGUGAUGGAUGAGCCUUAUUUAGGGCCUUAGUGUGGUGGAAUUCGAAUUUAAAAUUUCAAAAGAAAAAUGUUUGUCCUCGGGCACAAAGUGGCAAUAAAUAAGUUAUUAAAUCAUAAGAAGGCCUCAGUUAAUAAAGACAGCUUAUUUUAACACUGAUGAGAAUCCAUUCUUGGCUUUAUUUUGAUAGGGAUAGGGCAUACAACUAAAAUUUCCUUUUUUUUUUCUUCAAUUAUAGGCCUAAUGCAAACUCUAAUUAUUCUACCUUGGAUUAAGAAAUUGGUUUUAGUUGAUGUUUAUGUGUUAAUUUUGUUAUUCCAGUUCAUCUAUUAAUGCUGAAUUGAGUGAGCCUCUAGUAAUUACUGAACCCCAAAACUGUGGUAGAUGGAGCAGAAGUUCACUGUCUACAAGAAUGCUACUGAGGGAAUACCUAAUGACUUGUACACGAUUGUGCAUCAAAGCUUUCUUCAUUCUCUUUUAUCAGCAGUGGGAUGCACAAAUUGAAGAGGCAAUAGCCUACAGCUGAUUACAAAAAAUUCAAAUGGUUUGGCUGCUCAUUUAAAAUGAACUAUUCAGAUCGUGGGUCAGAAUUAGCAGUUGGACAUUAUUUACUGAACGAUAAUAAUAAAAGGUUGUAAUGACAUUAGGCAUGCAAAGUUACAGUCUCUCUUUGUUUUCCCGUUAUGAACAUUAAAUCGCAAAUGCACCUCAAUAUGUAUUAUAAAUUAUGCAAAACUGUCGGCACGGCAGCGAAAAAAGUAGCAGAAGAAGCAAUGUGCCAAGCUACUUGUCCGGUUCAGAAAGAGCAACAGCUGCGGACCUCCAACCAGACAAAGACAUAAGCAACACAGGGUGCCCCAUUAAGACUGUGUCCUAUGAUGGCACAAGGAAAGAUGUGGCCAAUCAUUGCACAACGGUGUUACAAUUGACGUGGAUAGUGGCCUAGCUUCGGAUACUCAAGUCAUAAGUAUCUAUUGUAAAAUGUGUGCCAUUGGGCCAAAGCGAUGUUCACCUCAGUUAGUGAACUGGAUGAGGAUGGAACUGGAAGCACACAAAAAUAAAUGCCAGAAAAAUACAGAUUGUUCUUCAAAUGCAAUAUGCAGCCAGGAUUAUCUUUUUUCAAGAUCAAAUGUUAACAACAGACAAUUAAUAUAUAAUUAAAAUUAAUGGCGCAAUGCUUUGCUAAGGUGUUGCAGAAGCUUUCAACAAGUUCCAGAAGUGCUAUGAUAUUGGACUUACCAAAGAAGACUGCAUCAACCACAUAGCAAAGAGAAUGUUUAAGUUUAAUGCAGCUGAAAGUUUAAAAAGCAAAUAAUCAAACUUUAAAUCACUAAUGAAGCUAACAAAAAAUUGAAUAAAGUCGUAGAAGGUGAAACAUAUGUUCCUGGGGCAUUCAACAUUUUGAUUUACUAAUGAUAAUGUGCAUUAUGCUGCACAUACACACAAAAAUAUGUUAAACUUAAAGUUUGAAAUUAAUUUUUUUUUCAUGAUUGUUUUUUUUUUCCCCUGUUGUUUUUAAAUGUACUGUUCUAACAUCUCAUCUAUUAUAAAAGCUAGUCAUAAGAUUUGGUGUGUAUCUUCAACUAUUUUGUAGGUGAUGAUGUAUAGGACAAAUAAUGUGGUUCUUUACUUUUAAAAAAAUAAUUUUUUAUGUUUCUGUGAUAAUGAAUUUGAGCCAUCACUGUGACAAAGCAAAUACAAAUUAUUUUUUCUCCUUAAGUUUGGAGAAAAUUAAAAGUAGCUCUACCGCUAAACAUGAGUCAAUUAUUUUUUAAACAAUAGGUGAGUUUACUUUUCAAAUUUUAGAAAUCUACAAAAAAUGUGUUAUUUUCAAGAUGGCCACCAGUUUGACAUGGCAACUAUAACAAUUUCUUGUAAAGCAUGAAAAUGUGUCUCAGUUCAUAGCUAAACAUGACCAUAAUAAAAUAUUUUUCCAAGUUGAUUAAUGUAAAAAAAAAAAAAAUUCUUUGAAAGCCUACCCCCUUAAAUUGUCUGAAGUAAAGCAAAUUCAAUGUAAAAAUUUUAAAGAAAAAAAAAAAAAUGGGUAGGAUUUUCAAAAUAAAAUUUUUAAAUGGUGUGUUCAGGGAAAACACUAAAGAACAUUGGGGUAGGUAAGACAAUAUGAGUUUAUUAUAAUGGUUGUGUUUGUAAAGUUUGAGUUAUUCCAAUUAAGAGAUGUAUGGACAGCUGCCAAAUAAGAACAGAAAUCAUAAUUUUGUAUUGUGCAUCUUAAUUCUAUUCAUAUUUCUCUGUUCAACAGGAAAGGUACACUAAAUGGAGUAGCUUUCUGGACAGAGUUCAGCUUUGGUGAUGGCAUCCAACUGAACAGUGGUGUAGUGGACAAUGAUUGGCAGGGAGAGAAGAUAAGGUAAGUAGUAUCUCAUCAUUGUGCUCAAAGAGUCAAUGUAAUAAAAGAAUUCAUUCUUCUAUAUUUUAAGGGCCCACAAUCAAUUUAUUGAUCAUUUUGGCUCCUAUCAGUAGAUUCUGUAGUCGUAUUCACUUAAAUGUAAACUAAUGAAUCUUACCUCAUUGUUGGCAGAUGGGACAUGUUUUCUAGACAAGGUGUAAAGCUCUACAGACAUGGACAACCAUUUGAGAAAGAAGCAAAAGUAACAAUUUCAGCAAAGAUUACACCCGUAAAUGGAGACAUUUUGUUCAAACUUGAUGAAACUAUAAUGUAAAUUUGCAUACUGUGGAUAUGAGUUCAUUAAACAUCAUUUAAUGCGUUAAGGUGUUGAAGAUUCUCCUUCAUACAUUAAUUAUAUUUAAAAAACUGACAAAGUAUCAUUUCCUUCACUAAUUAUUUUAUUAUGUUACCUCUACAGUCACAGUAAAUACAUUCAGAACAAAACUUACAAACUUUCAAUUUAUAUGAACACUUCUAAUAACCUUCAGUUCAUUUCUGCUUUAACAGACUGAGCACAUAUUUACUUAUUACGUAACAUAAUUAUGAAAAACUUCACACAAAUAUCAUGAAUAGCAUUUUAUUUAAUGUAUGAACAUGUGAUGAUUAACUAAAAAAAAUUGAGCAAAUUUAAAUUGUUCCAAGAUAUUAAAAUUGCUUUAAGCUUUCAGAGCAUGGAAUGAUAUACUAAAUACAAACUUGGAUGAAUAAACAAAAAAAAUUUAUUAAAAGC